This is a messenger RNA of Bursaphelenchus xylophilus (pine wood nematode), 1263 nucleotides long. NCBI's taxonomy places the organism in Eukaryota, Metazoa, Nematoda, Chromadorea, Rhabditida, Aphelenchoididae. The record is from the annotation of a GenBank genome assembly.
AUGUCAAAGGAAGUGAAAAGCCAGGACUACUGCUGUUGUGGCCUCUUCCACAAGCACGUAAGUUAAAUAUUCAUCUAAAAGAUUCCAUAUAUUAACAUCUUUCGCCUUCAAAAAUGAGAUUUUUUCAUCUUGCCAUAUUAAUGUCUAGUAUAAUAUAAAUAUUGUCGGUUGCCGGGCAAAUCUCAAAUUUUUCCACAUUUCAGAGCCUCGCAUUUGUCGCUGGCACCUUCCUCUCCAUCGCCUAUGCAGCCGCCUUGGCGCGCCGAAUCUACACCACGUCCAGCGCGCCCGGAAACAUGGACGCCAUUAUUAUCGCGGCCGCCGCCAUUGGGUUCCUCGUCCAUUUGAUGUUGGUCAUCGGGAACCGACAGCACAACAAGUGUCUGUACAUCCCUGCUAUGAUAUUUAAUGUAAGCUUAUCGCUCUAAGGUCUCAAAAAGAUCAUCAAAACAUCCAAAACCAGCUGUUUGACCCUGCUUUAACUCGAAAGCCGCGGGAAAAAUCCCAUUUUUCCUUUCUAAAAAGCUUAUGGGUUAUAUUAUGCUUGGCGGUUGGAUCAAGAACCGAAUAGGAAGACUACAAAAAUCGAUGGGGCGAAUAAAAAGACGUUCCGUUUGACGGAAAAACAACGCCCGAAGAGCCGGUCUCUUCGCCCCCCUCUCGCACUCGGUCCGUUUUGCGAGAGAGCCGAGCGUGGCGAAGUGGCCGAGUGGUCUAAGGCGCUGGUUUUAGGCACCAGUCUCUCCGGGGGCGUGGGUUCGAAUCCCACCUUCGUCAAAAUCGUUUUGCACUUGUUUCUUAUGGUUUUUAGUAUUGAAAUAGCACAGUAAAUUACUAUUAGUUUUAGAUUUGUUGCAAAAUGCAACGAAUACAUUUAUUUUUCCACAUUUUCGCCGUAAAUUUGCAUUAAUUUUGAGUUUUUUCAUUCAAAAAAUCUCAUUUUAGGUCAUUUGGUGCAUCGACCAAACCCGCGCCGCUUUCUUCCACUUGAACUUUGUCGCUGGUGUGUUGCAGAAUGCCGAAGCCUACCACAAGGCGGCUGGCAUUCCACACACCUUCGAGAAGUUCAUUUCGUUGGUGAUUUUGGACCUCUUCUUCACCGUCGGCGGAGUUUUGGUCGCUUUCGGAUUCUUGGCCAUCGUCGUCUGCGGCUACUGCUAUUUGCGCCGCGAGCAGAAGGCGGCCAAGAUUGUGCAGGUGGAGAACCCCGUCUACGCGAAUGGACCGUUGCCCGAGAAGGCGCCGAUCACCGACUACAUCUAA